Patiria miniata (bat star) is the source of this 4322-nucleotide messenger RNA. RefSeq names its product transmembrane protein 26-like. The coding region runs from base 1331 to 2701 and encodes 456 amino acids. The record is from RefSeq and is a predicted model, not a curated record. NCBI's taxonomy places the organism in Eukaryota, Metazoa, Echinodermata, Asteroidea, Valvatida, Asterinidae. The transcript has 3 exons.
GACACGAUGUGAAGAUUUUUUUCUCCUAAAUCACCGGUCAAAGUUAAUGCACUUCCAUAUGACAUAAUGAAAUUAUUCAGUCCGGGUCACGAGUUGACUGUAAGCUGCGGGCGCACAUAACACGGUCCUCCCUGGGCCAUGAUCUUUUCUCCCGCCAAAAAAGGAUAAGCUGGUCGUGUGACGUCACACGCCUACCCCUGCCGGCAAGAUGAAGUCACAAAGCUAAUAAAAGGAUGAUGCAUGCACCGAAGCCAGUCCAGGCAGAGAACUCCAUAAGUAUUUGAUGUUAUUAUUUUUUUAUAGUCAAGCUAACGAUUCCACCGCAUAAGGUCGGUGCUGCGUGCAGUCACAUCGUGAGUGUUUCAAGUUCGUGCGUCGGUGUAGGCGUUAGGACAUAUCUCGCCCAAGGAGCAUUUAAAAACGAUACGGGUCUCUAUCUGAGAAUACGCGGAACGGCCACACUCAGCCUGCAGGAGAGGCUAGAAAAUCUUUGUGUUCAAUCCGGGUUGUUCUUGCGGGAUUCGAGGGGUUUAUCUCCAGUGAUGCGCAAGGAGGAUAGCAUCUUCAUCAACACAAGCCGCACGAAACGAGGCAACCGUUGUGAAGAUUAACCGAGUGAGCAGAGCUCCUCACGAUAUUCAUUAAUACAGGGAAACAUUCUGGACGUUAAGAGCUAGGAAAGUACCAACUUUUUCGUGGCUUCUUGUGGGCUAAAGGAUGGAACCUCUCGCAAGUCGACCUGAUUGUCUUCACUCGCUGCGCGGCAAGAAUCACAGUCAGGCAUUCUCUUCUGUCUUACCUCAUGGUACGGCACAUUAAUCUGUGGAAAUGGUUAUCGAUGUCUCCUGCGUCACAACUCGAUGAGUGUCUCGCUGCUGUCAGCUCUCCCUGAUUGGAAAUACUCGCGUACUUCGCCCAAACCCUUUCACUCCUUCCAAGAAUAGCGGCUUAUGAACCCGGUGCGAGAACGGACGUGAGAAGUCAUCGACGAUAUGCAAUCACAACCAGCUGAUUGAGUCUUCUUUUAAUAACGUCGACGUUGAAGACUUUUCGAAUGUAGGCCUACGUGUGUCAAUUCACUUGACGGAAUAGUCCAGAGUGGGCUUUUUUGUAUCGCGCCUCAGCUACAUUUUUUUAAAGGUAAAUGUUUUGGUAAGCUGCAUUCUGGUCGCUUCAGUAACACUGACAAUGCUUCUUUGACGAGAACAUUAAAGCGGAAACCGGACUUCAAAGUCUCGGACUUGUGAUGUAAGGAUGCUCUGUAUCUCCUAUCGCGUCAUACGUGUAUGUCUUUGAAUCCUUCCAUCAGAGAUAACAAUCUGAGGCCAGGAUGAGCCAAACGGCUCACCACGCGGAGGCAGGCCUGCCUGCCCGACUACUAUCCGCUGUGCACAUAAUACCCCUGCGGCGGCCCCGUUCAACAGUGGCCAGCGUGGUGUCCUUCGUCAAGGCCUUCACGGCCCGUCUUUUCUUCGCCAUCCACGGUAUCGUGACCGUGUGGCGCGUGGCCAGCGUGCGGGGCAGCAGCGUCUACUACCUAAUGGUCAUGCCGGUGGCCCUCAUGCCCGGGGAAAUGAUCUUCACGCUGCAGACCACCGAUGCCGGAGAAUGGAAAUGGUUAUGUCCGAGCGCCCUACUUUACUUGGCCAGCGUGGUACCCGGUUUGUGGAUGCUUCAAAUGGACUUGUACCAAAAACGUAUGGACUACAGGGACCACAUGCAUUGGAAGGAGUGCGCCAUCAAAAUCAACUACAACCACACCUCAUUCACGCAGAUCCAAGGGCUGACUAUCCCAGUUGGCCUUGCCGACGACGAAUGGGCUUUGGCACUCGAGCAGUUUCUUCUCUGCCUCCUAAUCCUUGGCCGAUGGCUCCUGCCGAAGGGCUCCCUGACCAGGGAGCAGUUGUCUCAACUCCUGAUGGUCUAUAUUGGCAUGGCUGCCGACAUCUUGGAAUUCUCCCUCGAGAAUUUGCGUGAGGGUGCCGUGGUGUGCAACAAACUCAUCAUCAUGGUCAUCCUGGCCCUGUGGAGCUGGAGCCUGAUCCAGUUCGCUAUGGUCUUGACCUCGGUGGCUGGACCCAAGAUCCGCGUCUUUAACCACAGGGGGAGGGAUAACUCUUCCUCUUCUAUCUCUUCCACACGGCGUGUGAGGGCCACUGUGGCUGAGCUGCAGCAUCCAGACGUCCAGCACCAUCGCCGGCACAACGGCUGCUGCUCUUCGGAGAUCUGGGCUCUCUGCAUCUCCCUGAUCAUGCAGGACGGGCCUUAUCUGGCCAUGCGGCUGUACCUCAUCAUCCGUUUCCACAUCAUCAACCAGAUGAUGCUCUUCUUCACCCUCAAGAACAUGAUGAUCUUCCUGUUGACGGUCUACCGGAUAUACGUGCUACGGAUGACCAACAACCGCAAACGGAAGCGGCUGCAUCAGCAGGCGAUCAAAGUGCGGGUGGAUCCGGAGGACGGACUGAUGAAAUCCGGCCUGGGGUUGCCGCUGGACUUGGGCCUUGGGACGCCGCCCGAGGUGGUCCCAACGGCUGAAGACAAGGAGAUAACGAGACCGGCAGGCCGGGAGACACUUCAACAGAACGGCUUCACGGAGCGGGACUCGGAUGUGGAACUGACCCAGAUUGUGCCUCACGUUGAGGAGAGGAUGAGAGGGAAGCCUCGGCUCAGGGAGGAUUCCCUUGAGGAAAUUGAGCUCUGAACAAACAAACAAAUCUAUGACCGACCGUUAUCAUUGAUUCAAAAUAUGGAGUUGUUCUACCGGGGUCACUCGUUUGGGUCUAACAAAAAAACCGGACGUCACCGGCCAGUAAUGACGCCAGUGACGUUAAUCACGUAUUUCAGACUAAGGGAUGUUGGAAGAAAAAACAACAACUUGUGGCCCCAUAAGAAACUUGUAUCCGGGUUUAAAUCUCCGUGCAAACAAGAAAUGACUCGAUGGGAGCUAUAUAUACUGUCUGUUUGGAACUAUUAUGUCCAUUCAUCUAAGGAUUAGCUUGGAUCUCCACUUGUAUAGUGUCCAAAAAGGGGUGGGGUGUGAAGAGGUAUGCUGAAAAAAGGGCGUGGCCUCCAAAAUCAGUCCUCUCUUAACAAGGACUAAUUAAACUAUAGGCAAUGGUGUAAUAGCCACGGAAACAUGAAAUCAAAACGUCAACAUUCAAAGCAAGGUCUGAAACGGAAAUGUACUACAAAUGUUUUCCCCAGACAAGAAAACUGAAAUUUUAUUGGAAUUUACAUAUUGAAUAUGUUGAUGCACUUGAAACAAGAUGAAGCAAGUUGAAUACAAACACCAUUCGAAAAUAUCCACAGCAUUAUCUAAUUCUUAAAUAGGUCGUUUAAGUUUCAAGUUUUUUCGGGGUUGAAAAUGCUGGUAUUAGGCUCAUUCUAUAGAAUAAGCCAGCAAACGGUACUUACAUGUUCGCUAUUUUAGAUUUGCAAUAUCUUCUCAGGUUUUAAAAUAACAAACGGAAAGCAAAUAGGCCUACGCCGUAGUAUAGCAAUUUCUAGAGACGACGCCAUUAUGUGCCAAUAUAAGCCACGAAACCUUUUGCAAUGGUUUAAAGGAGUUUUGGUGUGAAAAUGUAGCAGUGAUAGUACUAUUUUCUGUGGAGCUUGUUUCAGGAAGUGUAAUAUUUUUGUCAACACAUUGAUCGAUAUUACAUCUUCAUUCGAUAUUUGUGAUCAAUAAUUAUCAGUAUUAUAGAUAACUUUGUGCUGACAACACUAGAAAACAAUCGUAUAUUUGUAAAUUUAUAUAGUAGAUGUAGAACUGCAUGUAUUAGGUCUUAUGUGUGUGUUGUGUCGGCGUUGGAAUCACAUACCAAAGAACAUGACGGGUGAUUAAGCAAAUUUGAAAGGCUGAGAACGAAUGCAAAUAAUUCUGAAUUUUAUUGCAUUUGACGUAAGAAAUAGCCCGUAGGCUUUGACCGAAUGUGAGGGAUUUGCGAGGAUCAGGUUUAAAUCAUUCUGAAUGGAUGAAUUACAUUUUUUCCCCUGCGAUUUGAGUUGAUUGCUUAGGCCCGUUUCAGACGUCGUGCUUAUGCCGUCCAUCCUCGUCGCCAGCAUCCCCACCUACGCCGCAGACAUCAUCGUCGUCAUUGCAUAAGUCACUAUUUGUUGCUGCGCUUGUUUGUUGAUUUUUUCUUUCCUCGCACACACGUUGGGAUUCCUAAUUCCUAAUUAUGAAUGGUGUUCAGGGCCAACUGCGAAUUGAAAUUAUAUUCGACACGGCAUGUAGGAGACUAGGAGCACGACGUUUGAAACCGGGCUGUGCUUCUGCCGCAUAAGCACGGCAGACCCCGUGGAGUGCUGUGGCCUCGUGG